UAUUAAAAAAACAUUAUAAAAUGUAGCUUUAUGCUGAGAAAAAAAAGGAGAUGAGGAUCAAAGCCGAGAGGAUUGACCAAAGAACCGGCCUGAUCAAAUGAAAUGCAUAGGCAAAUCCUGGAGUGUUUGACCAUAUCAAAAGGUCAACUCCUUCAAGUGGCUACCUUUUGGCUAUAAACAAAACACAAAGACCAUGAAUACAAGUCCCUCUAUAUAUCGGUUCUCUUACAAUACGACAACCCAUAACUUUCAACCUCAAAAACAAAACCUCUCUCUCUCUCUCUGCAAAAAUAUGAAAACAUCUCUAAUCAUUUCUUGUUUCCCAAUAAUCCGUAGACGCCAAGCAAUUGUCACGAUAGUUUUCUUUGAGUGUGGAUCCACCAAAACCCUACGUGACUCCAAGAAACAUGUCGCCGGAGAAAUCAUGUUUGAGUUUCCUGAUCAAAUCGUGUGCCAUGCAGAUUCAUUCUUCAUCGGCCGUCCGGUUCCAGCUCUAGCCAUGGACGACUAUCUCAUCCCAGGUCAAACAUAUUUCGUCUUACCAAUCGAACGUUUCGCCUACAGAAUCUUAACCACUUCGUGUAUCUCCAUCUUCAACUCUAGUCUCGAAAAUGCUCCCUCGACUAAACCACCGCCAUUGAAUUUCACCGCCCCGUCGAGUCCACCACCGUUCGAGUAUUCAAAGGGACUAAACGGGAAGAUUCUAAUAAAAGUUUCUCCUCAUUUUAUCAUGAGUCUUAUAUGCAAAAGGAGAAACAUCAGCGAAGACGAGGUAAUAAUAGAUUGUGCUGAAAGCAAAGACAUUUGUAAUUCUCCCGAGUUAAAGAAGCAUUAUGAUCAGCUUGUCGGAACGAGAGAGCAUGUAUGGUCGCCGAAGUUGCAGACGAUCUCUGAGCAUGAGAUUAGGGUUUCUCCACUAAGGUUCUUGGGGAUUGUUCGGAGGCAACAAGAAGUGAAUUGAUCAAGUCAUGAAACAUAUUAUAAUUUAGAUAUAUAUCUAUUGUAUAUGUUUAGUCAAAAUUGGAAAGAUAAAAAAAAAGGAAAAAAACAAAGUAUUAGAGUGGUUAGUUGGAUGUUUGGUUUGUAUUGUUUGGUUACAAGCUAGUCGUCAUGCAUGAACAAGUUGACUAUUUGCAUGUUUAUGUAGCAUUUCAAUGAAGUAUUUAAUCUGUUAAUUUGCGAGGUGCUCCAACAUGUAGAUAUGAAUAUUAUGAUAUAUGGUUCAUCCUUGACAAUUCAAA
Molecule: messenger RNA, 1241 nt
Organism: Brassica napus (rape)
Lineage: Eukaryota; Viridiplantae; Streptophyta; Magnoliopsida; Brassicales; Brassicaceae
Exons: 1
Coding region: 194-961 (255 amino acids)
Source: RefSeq, a predicted model, not a curated record